AAGGCGCCGCACCCCGGGGUUCUUGUCUGCGCUCUGGUGCCAGCUGCUGCUGGGCUGCUUUCCGUUGCUCGAUUCUAGGUUGAAAAGCAGCAGCGGCGGCAGCAAAAACUCUACCAAGGGGAUAAUUAAGAAAUCAGAAUUGGAGGAGCCAAAAAGAAGGAGGCAUUUCUCGGUCAGUAAAGCGCUUUCCUCUACAUUCUUAGGGGGGAGAUCGAGUGGUGACGGGGAGAGCAUUGGUGGGGCUGUGGCGUAGGGGAUGGGGAGGAGGAGGAGAGGCGGCGGAAUGCUGGAUGCGCCAUGGCUGCCGCUGCUGCUCCUGGUUUGCUGCGCCUGGCCCCAGAAGCAAAUCUUGGUCUCUGCAGACACUAACGCUAAUGACGUUACUGUCCUCAACACGCUCUUCACUAGCCUGAAUUCUCCCGGGCAACUCAAAGGCUGGCAAGCAAGUGGCGGUGACCCUUGCGGCCAAUCAUGGCAGGGAAUUACUUGCUCAGGAUCGUCGGUUACUGCAAUCAAAUUGCCAAGCUUGGGACUCUCUGGGAAUUUGGCCUACAAUAUGAAUACCAUGGGUUCAGUGGUUGAGAUAGACAUGAGCCAAAACAACCUUGGCGGUGGACAAGCGAUACAGUAUAAUCUCCCUACUGAUAAGCUUGAGAGGCUCAAUCUUGCAGGGAACCAGUUCACUGGAAAUUUACCCUACUCAAUUUUCUCUAUGUCUAAACUUAAGUAUUUAAAUCUUAAUCAUAACCAAUUACAAGGAAAGAUGACUGAUGUAUUUUCCAACCUUGAUAGCUUAACAACAGUGGAUCUCUCCUUCAAUUCUCUUACUGGUGACCUUCCAGACAGCUUCACCGCGCUGUCAAGUCUUAAAACUUUAUAUUUGCAGAACAAUCAAUUUUCUGGUUCUAUCAAUGUCCUAGCUAAUCUCCCCCUUACCGAUCUGAAUAUUGCAAAUAACCGUUUCACUGGUUGGAUUCCUAGUCAGCUUAAGAAGAUAAACAGUCUACAGACUGAUGGCAACUCUUGGACUUCAGGACCAGCACCACCACCACCUCCAUAUACAGCUCCACCUGCAAACCGUCGAAAGAGCCCAGGUCAGAAAAAUGAUGGUUCAUCAAGUUCUGGUGGAAAAUCUGGGAUAGGUGGUGGAGGUGUGGCAGGCAUUAUCAUAUCAUUGCUGGUCGUUGGAGCAGUUGUUGCGUUUUUUGUGAUAAGAAAAAGAAAACGCAAAGCUACAAUGGAAGAACACUUCGAACAGCACCAGCCAUUUACUUCGUUCCCUUCAAACCAAGUUAAAGAUGUGAAGCCCUUUGAAGAGUCUGCCACAAUAGAUGUGGAGUCUUUGGCUUCCCCUGCUUCAGCUAGUCUGAAGCUACCACCCAAAAUUGAACGCCACAAGUCAUUUGAUGAUGAUGAUUUUUCAAACAAGCCUGUCCCGAAGAAAAGCAAUGCAAAACCUAUAAAGGCAACUGUUUAUUCAGUUGCGGAUCUACAAAUAGCAACAGAUAGCUUCAGCAUGGACAAUCUUGUUGGAGAGGGUACUUUUGGACGUGUCUACAGGUCACAGUUCAACGACGGGAAGGUUUUAGCUGUGAAGAAACUAGAUAGUACUGUAAUGCCAUUCCAUUCUUCUGAUGACUUUGUUGAACUGGUCUCAAACAUUUCAAAGUUGCACCAUCCAAAUCUCAAUGAGCUCGAGGGUUAUUGCAUGGAACAUGGGCAGCACUUGCUUGUGUACCAUUUCCACAGGAAUGGAUCACUUCAUGAUCUACUCCAUCUUUCAGACGAGUACAGCAAGCCACUUAGCUGGAACUCUCGUGUUAAGAUCGCACUCGGCUCUGCCCGUGCACUGGAGUACCUUCAUGAAGUAUGUUCUCCGUCCAUCAUCCAUAAGAAUUUCAAGUCAUCCAACAUUCUGCUGGACUCAGAAUUCAAUCCACACCUUUCAGACGCUGGACUUGCAAGCUUUAUUCCUGAUGCUGAGUUCCAGGCAGCAGAACAGAGUGCUGGGUGCACUGCCCCAGAGGUAGACAUGACUGGUCAGUACACUCUCAAGAGUGAUGUCUACAGCUUUGGAGUAGUAAUGCUAGAGCUUUUGACGGGACGGAAACCUUUUGACAGCUCUAAGUCCAGGUCCGAGCAGUCACUCGUGCGGUGGGCAUCUCCCCAGCUGCAUGACAUCGAUGCAUUGGACAGAAUGGUCGAUCCUGCACUCAAGGGUCUGUACCCUGCCAAAUCUCUGUCCCGAUUUGCUGAUGUGCUCGCCUUGUGUGUCCAGCCUGAACCAGAAUUCAGGCCACCGAUGUCAGAGGUGGUGCAAGCAUUGGUUCGCCUUGUGCAGAGGGCCAACAUGACAAAGAGAAUGCUCGACGGAGACACUUCCGGGCGGGGAGAUGACCAGGACCAAGAUUUCAUAUAACACAAGCAAAACCCUACCACCCUUGCUAUUGCAUCUCAGACUGUAUUUGUUUAUUUCUUCUAGCCCCUUUGGAGGAAAAGAAAACAGAAUAGUUUCCGGUCUCGUGAGUACAUAUCAGUUAUCACAGCUUUCGCUUUGACAUAACCAAGGAUUGGUCUUGUAUGAUUUUAUCAUGUCUACAACUCAGUACAACCAUCUCAGCUCGCAGUUGUGACAUGCUGUAUUCCUGUUACCUUCUUCCAUUAAAUUGUCUCCAGAUGCUCCGAUUACGAGUGAUAAAUAAAUGGUGGUAUCAUC
Molecule: messenger RNA, 2716 nt
Organism: Brachypodium distachyon (stiff brome)
Lineage: Eukaryota; Viridiplantae; Streptophyta; Magnoliopsida; Poales; Poaceae
Product: protein STRUBBELIG-RECEPTOR FAMILY 7
Exons: 16
Coding region: 257-2419 (720 amino acids)
Biological process (GO): protein phosphorylation
Molecular function (GO): ATP binding; protein kinase activity; protein binding
Source: RefSeq, a predicted model, not a curated record